Molecule: messenger RNA, 482 nt
Organism: Pelobates fuscus (common spadefoot toad)
Lineage: Eukaryota; Metazoa; Chordata; Amphibia; Anura; Pelobatidae
Product: small nuclear ribonucleoprotein E-like
Exons: 1
Coding region: 32-310 (92 amino acids)
Biological process (GO): mRNA splicing, via spliceosome; spliceosomal snRNP assembly
Cellular component (GO): pICln-Sm protein complex; U4 snRNP; U5 snRNP
Molecular function (GO): RNA binding
Source: RefSeq, a predicted model, not a curated record
GGUCGCGUUCGCUCUCCGUACGAUAGACAAUAUGGCAUACCGGGGACAGGGGCCGAAGGUCCAGAAAGUGAUGGUCCAGCCCAUCAACCUUAUUUUCAGGUAUCUACAGAAUAGGUCACGAAUUCAAGUGUGGCUGUAUGAACAGGUGAACAUGUGUAUAGAAGGAUGCAUCAUUGGAUUUGAUGAGUAUAUGAAUUUAGUUUUGGAUGAUGCAGAAGAACUCCACUUGAAAACAAAGGCUCGCAAGCAACUUGGCCGUAUUAUGCUGAAAGGAGACAACAUCACAUUGUUGCAAAGUGUCAUGACUUAAGGAGUCCUGUUUUUGUCAUCUGUCAAUUGUGGUUAACAUUCAAUAGAAUAUUUUUUUUUUUGAGAUUCCUAGACUGUCAAGAUUUUUAAUUCAAUUUAAAUACUCCCAAACUGUGACAUACAUUUUGGUGUAUUGUAUAUUUUGAUGCCAGUCACUUGAAAUGGCUAUUUAA